GCGCUCGGCGGGGAGAUGCCUCUGGAGGAUGGUGGUGCGGCCAGGCGGAGCGGGCGGCAUCCCUGCGGCGUCACCGGCUGCGAGGGGACGCGGGACGCCCCGCACCGGGCCGAGCCGGCUCCCCGUGUCAGCGAGACGGAGGAGAUGGUGGAGGAUGAGGAGCUGUGGCCGGAGCGGGAUGAUGGAGAUGUGACCUCUGGACGGGGAGAAGAGGCGUGCGGGGCCCUGCAGCGGGCGGGGAGUGGGGAAGCGCUGAUGGCCGAGCUCUCAGAGAGAGUGCAGGAGGUGGUGCGGAGCAGCGGCUGGUGGGAGAGGCACGGCGUGGACAUCUGCAUCCUCAGCUGCAGUCUCCUAGCGCUGCCAGCAGGAUUUCUAUGCCUGCGUUCAGCCCACACCAUCCCUUUCCUGGCAGGCGUCCUCACCCUCGGCGUGGGAUAUCACACCCUGGCUGUGAAGGGCAGCCACCUGGCCAGCCACAAUGCCCUGACCAAGUCCAGGUCCUGGGGCAAAGUGUGGGCUGUCUUCUUCAUUGAGUUCUGCUCAGCAUUCACUGCCGAGCAGGCCAGCUACAACCACGUGAAGCUCCACCAUGGCUACACCAAUGUCAUUGGCCUGGGGGACUCCAGCACCUGGAAGCUGCCUUUCCUGAACCGCUACGUCUAUUUGUUCAUCGCGCCGCUCGCCGUGCCCAUCAUAACCCCCCUGGUUGCACUAGACUUGCUGAGGAACGUGGAGAUGAGGGCUGCUCUCCGCACUGUCUGCCUCAUGUCGCUGGGGCUGUGCUGCCAUUACUGCCUGCUGCGCCACGUCUCGGGCUUCCAGUCGCCGUGGUCUGCCCUGCUCUGCAUGCUGCUCACCCGCUCUCUCCUGGCCCACCCCUACAUCCACGUCAACAUAUUCCAGCACAUCGGCCUCCCCAUGUUUGCAGCCGAUCGGAAGCCCAAGCGCAUUCAGCAGAUGAGUCUGGGUGUGCUCAACCUGCCCCGCAAUGCACUGCUCGACUGGUGCUUUGGCCACUCGCUCAUCAGCUGCCAUGUGGAGCACCACCUCUUCCCCAGCCUGUCUGACAACAUGUGUCUCAAGAUCAAACCUGUGGUGUCGCAGUACCUGAAGGAGAAGCGUCUGCCCUACAAUGAGGACACCUAUGGCUCCAGGCUCCAGCUCUUCCUGCAGAAGUAUGAGGAGCUGAUGGUCCAUGCACCGCCCAUCACAGAGCUGGUGGGCAUCCAGUGAGCUGGGGCCGACUGGCUGCAGGAAACAUUCCUCCCGGUGCCCUGGUGCUGAGCAGGGGGUCAUGCCCCCCUGGAGCUGCUUAUGGACAGAGUUCGGUUCUACCCGCACUGCUUUCAUGCUUGGGAGGGUGAAGCAAAGCCCCAUCGGCUGCGUCCUCGUUGGAAGCAGCAGGUGGCAGGGCUGUGUCAUCGUGUGCUGCCAGGAGUUGUGGAAAGAUGUGGGGGGGCAGGGGUUGUUACUGCCACUGUGCUUUACCUGGCUGGGAUGGGGGAAUCUGUCUCUUCUGGGAACAUGGAAUUGGCAAAUUCAGCCCAAGGUGUUGAA
Molecule: messenger RNA, 1557 nt
Organism: Lagopus leucura (white-tailed ptarmigan)
Lineage: Eukaryota; Metazoa; Chordata; Aves; Galliformes; Phasianidae
Gene: FADS6
Product: fatty acid desaturase 6
Exons: 6
Coding region: 16-1233 (405 amino acids)
Biological process (GO): lipid metabolic process
Cellular component (GO): membrane
Molecular function (GO): oxidoreductase activity, acting on paired donors, with oxidation of a pair of donors resulting in the reduction of molecular oxygen to two molecules of water
Source: RefSeq, a predicted model, not a curated record